Messenger RNA from Symsagittifera roscoffensis, 1649 nucleotides. RefSeq lists its product as uncharacterized. The transcript is spliced from 6 exons. The coding region runs from base 324 to 1373 and encodes 349 amino acids. NCBI's taxonomy places the organism in Eukaryota, Metazoa, Xenacoelomorpha, Acoela, Convolutidae. The record is from RefSeq and is a predicted model, not a curated record.
UAGUUUCAAUAUUUUUCAGUUUAAACAGCAAAAUUUUGACAAAAUUAUUUAAAAAUAGAUUCUAACAAACAUUUUGUGGUUUUUUAUAACCUUUAUCUUAUAAUAAAACAGUAAAUAACUUUCUGCAGGUUGAAGUGGAUGUCCUACCGACUAUUCGCACUGAAAUUCCAUGGAUAAAAAAUCGAUUUACUUGUCAAAAAGUGAUCCAGCUGGUAAUUAAAACUAAACAGUUGGCGAAAACCAUAAAUUAGAUAUUCCCAAUUUUGGUUUCAUAAUUUUUUCAUUGUCAAACUUUGCCUUCAAAACGGCGGAAAAGUUUCACGAUGAACUUCGGAAGCCGAUUCAGAAACCGAUUUUAUUCAAUUUCGAUUGGUUUCAACUUUAUAUUAAUAUUAAUUGUGUUUAUCGGUGCUGGUUAUUAUACCAAAUUGAAGACUUCACAGGGCGAAACAUGGAGGUCGGACACAGCUGCAGCUAAUUUUCAAAAACAGCUUCAGUUAAAACAAUGGGACUACUUUGAAAUAAAUGACACUUUUGUAAAUGAGAACUGUCAAUUGGAGUACAAGAUCUUAGAGUAUUUGGACAUGAGUAAGAAGACACCUCAGAUUUGUGCCGCCACAGAAGCCGAAGACGGGGCUCCAAGCAGGAAUUUGCAUAAGGAAGGAAUAUGGGAGAAACGUUUCCAGACGGUCUUCUUUGGUGAAGUUCUUCCCAUGUUUCCAGAAGCAGUGUUUAUCGACAUCGGAACCCAACUUGGAACUUACACAAUACCAGUUGCUGCUCUCGGAAAAACAACCUACAGUUUCGAGCCAGUGCGUCGAACAGUUGAAUUUCUUCGACACUCGAUUGCACUGAAUAACUUCAACGACAGAAUCCACCUCUACAACUACGCUUUGAUGGAUUCAAUUUACUGUGUUCAAAUUACAAGACCUGUCUCAAAUCCAUAUCUGGGUCGAUCAAUCAUGACCAAAACCGAUGACUGCAAUCAGAAAUUAGAUGGGGUUAAUGUAGCAGUUUUGGACAACUUACUUCCAAUUCUCAAGAAGGACAAUGUCAAGCAGGCAAUACUGAAAAUAGACAUAGAAGGCUCCGAAGCUAAAGCGAUUCUUGGAGGUCUGAAACUUUUCAGAGAAAUCGACAUUGCCGUCAUCCAGAUGGAGUUCCACGUUAUUCAGUCAAAAAUGCGAGACGGUACCAAGGAAGAAGGAGAAAUCGUCAUGAAAUUCAUUGAGCAGAUGAAAGAAAUGGGUUACAAGGCCAGCCCGGUUGUCCGUCAAAACAAAAACUCUAAAUGGUACGCGGCUAAGAAUGUUCUUUCCUAUGAUAAGUUGUUUAAGCGGCCUACUGACGUAUUGUGGCAUCGAUUGUCAUAAAAUUCAGCAGCAAAAAAACCUGAAAAAUAAUGCGAUGUUCAUAUUACGACGGCGACCCGAUGCUUCUGUAAUAAUUGCAUAAUAUGUUCCUAUUUGUAAAUUAAUCACGUUCAAUUGUAAACAUAACUGGCUGACGAGUUUUGCCAAAAAUAAAGAGUUUUAUACUUUGUUAGUAGCAGCAUACGAUGAAUGAAUUGUUCUUUCAAUCUUUUGUUGGGAUUUUAUUGUUUUUUCUUCUUUUUAUAAUCAAAUUCAUGGGACCAACUUAACAUCUUA